Lycium barbarum (goji berry) is the source of this 2508-nucleotide messenger RNA. RefSeq lists its product as uncharacterized. Bases 988 to 2346 code for a protein of 452 amino acids. Lineage: Eukaryota; Viridiplantae; Streptophyta; Magnoliopsida; Solanales; Solanaceae. The transcript has 6 exons. The record is from RefSeq and is a predicted model, not a curated record.
GAUUACAUAACUAAUACUACGUAUUAGAGAUUAAUUAAAAAAAUAAUGAUUAAUUUAAAAUGCGUAAAAAAUAUACCACUUUAAUCCUUACUUCAUUUAUUAAUGAUUAAUUUAAAAUGCCUAAAAUAGAUAAGACACCACCAUGGAGCCGGAACCCUUCGACAACAGAGAGGUACUUUAUCUACAGCAUGAGCAUAGGUCCCAGUAUGUAUGGGAUGCACCUGUAUCCUCUAGUAGAAUGGUUUGUACCCGUUUGGGGGAGUCAGCAUGGGAUAUUCUAGAGGUUGUUCCCCCACAUCCUCGUGUCAUAGAUAUACUACGUCGGGGCGGUAUCUACCAGUGCAUCGAGGUUGGUCGGCUAGUGCACGAUAGGGCUCUAGUGACAGCUAUGAUUGAGCGCUGGCGACCGGAGACCCAUAGAUUUCAUCUCCGCAUUGGCGAGGCUACCAUCACCCUGCAGGAUGUCGAGGUGAUUUAUGGUCUACAGAUUGAUAGACAUGCAUUGUAUAGAGUGGAGCCUCCGGAGAUGCUGCCGUAUCGCCAGGAGAUGGCUAGGCUCACUGGUUUCGAGCCUCUGCAGGGGGAUAUGCGUGGACGGAGUCGGUUGUUGCGGUCCUCCCUCCAUGCUCACUUGCGCCUCAUAGAUCUGCAGCAUCCGAUUGGCGAGGCGACGGCACAGGCUGAUGUUGACCGACGUGCUCGCUUAUAUCUUCUCAUCAUAUUCGGGGGCAUCAUGUUCCCAAACAUGUCGGGUGCGGAUAUGAGCAUUAGGUAUCUGCUCUUUAUUGAGGACCUAGAGCAGCUGGAUGUUAUAGUUGGGACGCCGUUGUCCUGGCUUACAUGUACAGAGGAUUUGAUCGAGCUUCUAUGGGCGAGAGGGUUGAGGUCACUGCAUUUAGCCCUCUUCUUCAGAUAUAGGUGUGGACUAGGUUGAGACCUUUUAAGCCCAUAGCUGCUCACCCUCCCGAUGACUAUGUUGCUGAGGAUAUGCCAUACGCACGGAGAUGGUCGCGAGGCUGUACCAGAGGUGUGGAGACGCACCAUGUCAUUCUCCCGUUUAGGGAUCAGUUAGACCGCAUGAUGGCCCCCGAGGCUUUCAUAUGGACGCCAUAUGAUCAGAUUUUGGGUCAGCUGCCGACGUUUUGUAGGGCUGGUGAGCACAUGUGGACUGCACGGUGUCCAUUGAUCCAUAUGGACAUCGUUGAGCAUCACGCACCCGACCGUGUAUUACGGCAGUUUGGGCAUGUGCAGAACAUACCCGCGGCUACACAUUGGGAGCACUACCACUACACCAGGGACGAUCGUUCGAUCGACAGUGCGGCAUGGCGGGCGCGUAUGCACCAGGAAGUCAAUGCAUGGAACGAGAGGAUGACGACUCUAGCGACGGUCGGACAUGACACUCCGGUCCAUGAGUACAUGACUUGGUACAUGCAUAUUACUCGCUCCUUGGUUGCCAACCCCUCGACGCCGCGUCCUGAUGGCCGAGAAUAUGCAUCACUCUCAGGAGCGUACGAGGCGCUGCUACGGAUGACUCUGAUGACACGCCCUGAGAGCAUUUCCCUUACGGAGUCCACCGACCCUGGGAUAGCGACAUAUGCGGCACGGAUAGUUCAUCUUACCGACACUGGUAUGACACAGGCACAUGAGUGGCAUCGUGUCGAUGAGGAUGUACCAGAGGGUGUUCCUGAGGGUGGUAGGGCUGAUAGAGGUGGCCGGGCUGGCAGAGGUAGUCGGGCUGGCAGAGGUGAUCUGGUUGGCGGAGGUGGUCGGGCUGGCAGAGGUUUAGUAGAUGAGCCUGACGAUAUGUCUCGUCAGGCUCCGUCGGCUACAGAUACCCCUUCUUCUUCCAAGUCGUCGACUUCACAGAGACCUGAAUAUACGCCAGAGAUGUUCCCACGUUAUGAUUCUUGGUCAUCAUUUUCGCAGGUGGCAGUUGAUGAUCUACAUAUAGGAGGCGGAGAUGAGGACUUGGAUAUUAUUUUCGAUGACUUCUUUCUCCGUUCUACAGCCGGGCCUUCGGCACCAUCUGCAUCUCCGGCUCUGCGGGCCGCUCAAGAGCCCUCUCACAUGCCAUCUCAGGAGCUCGUCGACACACAGGUUUAUUCUUCUGCGCCUGUGGACUCGUCUCCGCCUGUCCAGAUUGACCCGUCUCCACCUCCAGCUACAGCUCUGGGUAGCUCUCAGGAGACAGUUGAGGAGCCAGCUAAGGAGCCCGUCGACACACAUGUUCAUUCUUCUGCUCCUGUGGUCCAGUCUCCUCCGAUUGAGUCAUCUCCUGAGGCAUCUACAGAGGCUACUCAGGUGGAGACCGCCGCCGUCUCCCACAGGAAGCAUAUUUUCACCUAGGGCCUGAAGAAGGGAAGAAAGGAUGACCAUGGCAUAGAUCAUCCUGUCAUUAAGAGGAGGAGAGAGGGUCCUGGUGAUAGUGAGGGUGGUGGGGUUGGCCUUAGGCAUUAGGAGAUUGUGUAUUUGUAAAUAAAAUGUACAUUUUAUGUUAAUAUUAUAUAU